This is a messenger RNA of Sordaria macrospora k-hell, 405 nucleotides long. RefSeq lists its product as uncharacterized. NCBI's taxonomy places the organism in Eukaryota, Fungi, Ascomycota, Sordariomycetes, Sordariales, Sordariaceae. The record is from RefSeq and is a predicted model, not a curated record.
AUGAUGCUCGACUCAGUAUUCGGCCACGGAUUCACCAACUCCUCUAUCUGGACGCCGGAGCCUUCACGCCGCGGUACCUUUGGCAUUCUCUCCACAUGUCUCCUUGCUCUCGGUCUCUGCGUCUGGACAGCUUUACACCUGAACCUUCCUGAAAAAGACGAAAGCCGGGCGAGAAGGUAUUUGCGGAAGUUGAGUUGGAUGUCGCUGGGCAUCCUCACUCCUGAAUUGAUCGCAUUUACCGCAUUUCAGCAAUAUAUGGCAGCCAAAAGCCUCACCAAGGAUAUGAACGCUUUGCUUGCCAAUCCUACCCGCUUCGUGCCACCCAUUGGUUUAGAAGGCAGCAACCCUUCUCCAGCUGAUCAGGAGAUUGAGCUAACGAAUUUGGACAUCGAGGUGAGUGCAUGA